Talaromyces marneffei is the source of this 303-nucleotide messenger RNA. RefSeq lists its product as uncharacterized. Lineage: Eukaryota; Fungi; Ascomycota; Eurotiomycetes; Eurotiales; Trichocomaceae. The coding region runs from base 1 to 303 and encodes 100 amino acids. The transcript has a single exon. The record is from RefSeq and is a predicted model, not a curated record.
AUGCGACAACCCUCUCUCUUCAACACCUGGGCAUCCGAGCCAUGGCGUACAGCAUAUACCCUCGUCAAGUCUAUUAAUCCCUGUCUCCCGCCUUCCGACGACCGUCCAGCCCUCAUCUGUUAUCCUGGUGUCUCUGUGUCAGUCACUCGAUUCACCAGCCGAGACGCCUUGCUCGGCUUAAUUUAUCAGCCAAUCACCUUACCAGCUUUGGGCCCUGGAUGUGCCACGAUGUCUGUGCUUGAGCCGCCCCUCAUUCUGUGCGGAUUGCUAGUGAUUCGGAAGAAUUACAAGACAGCCGAUUGA